Molecule: messenger RNA, 798 nt
Organism: Amborella trichopoda
Lineage: Eukaryota; Viridiplantae; Streptophyta; Magnoliopsida; Amborellales; Amborellaceae
Gene: PR4
Product: pathogenesis-related 4
Biological process (GO): defense response to fungus; defense response to bacterium
Molecular function (GO): RNA nuclease activity
Source: RefSeq, a predicted model, not a curated record
ACCACAAUAUCCAUUUUCCGACCAAGCCAUCUGUUUUCUGGCCAUCCUAUAACCCAUUUUCCGGCAUUUCACAAUUUCCCGGCCACCAUCGACCACUUCGAGGCCUCGCCUCCCUACAUACAUUUUCUUAUCACCAAACAAAGGAUUAUUUACCUGAGAAUCAAUAGUUUUCCGGCGAAUUGGCGCCUGAAGAUGAAGCGUUUCUUAGCGUGCAUUGGGCUGGUUAUUCUAUGUGUGGCAAUAAGUGGGAGUGCCCAAAGUGCUACUAAUGUACGCGCAACUUAUCACGUGUAUAAUCCUGAACAGAAUGGAUGGGAUUUGACACGUGUGAGUGCUUACUGCGCCACUUGGGAUGCCGGGAAAUCUCUGGCAUGGCGGAGUAAGUACAGGUGGACUGCAUUUUGCGGCCCUGUCGGACCACGCGGCCAGGCAUCUUGUGGGAGGUGCUUGACGGUGACAAACCGAGGAACGGGUACUCAAAGAACAGUGAGGAUCGUGGAUCAAUGCAGCAACGGUGGACUCGAUUUGGAAGAAGGCGUCUUUAGGCAGCUCGACACCAAUGGGAGGGGCAUUGCCCAAGGCCAUCUCAUGGUCGACUACCAGUUUGUCAACUGUGGCGACUAAGAAUUCACUACUUAUAAUAAAAAUAAAUAAAUAAAUAAAUAAAUCAUGUAAUUGUAUCCCUUAUGUUUGCUGUUUUUCUUUAUGAAAAAGGAGCUAGCUAGUUAUAAGAAAGAGAGGACUCUCUCUAUGACCACUUCUCAUUAUAAACAAAGAUGGACGCGGCUUCCACUAAAA